AUGCCGACAAGGCGCCUCGAAGCUGUAUACUUACUCCAAACCUCUACAGCCAUCGAACUGACAGGCAACAAACCCGCUUCACAACAUGGCAAGACAAUCCCCCCUGGCACAGAAUUGAUAGGCCAAUCUGGUCGUUGCUAUGCUAUUGAACGAGUCCUCCAGGCCAAAGAGAAUUCGCCUUUUCAUGUUUAUCUCGCUAAGUCUGAAAAGGAGGAUUUUGUCCUUAAAAAUGUCCCUGAUUUCGAGUAUCUUCAGAAAGUCUAUCAAAGAAUAGAUGGCUGUCCUCAUCUCCGCCUACCACAAGAUUCAAUGGCCGAGCGCUCGAUGCGUCUUAUCUUUUCAGUUGACGAGAGUGAACUUGGUGAUGGAGAGGAGAUAUUAGCCCACGUUAUUGAACGGCAGAUAUCAUACUUUGCAGAUGCAGAUAGUAUCCAGGAGUUUCUAGAGCUGAUCAGAGAGAGUCCCAGGGCUGAGGUAUUUAAGAUAACCCGUGAUGGUUUCAAUAAGGAGAACCCUCGAAAGCCAUUUGCUCUGUGGGAAGGCGUGGAUCCAGUGUUCAAGGACCUAAUAUGCCGAAUGACACAUUUCAACCCAAGGAAGAGAAUAACCGCGCGUGGGGCACUAGAACACGAGUGGUUCAAGGGAAUAUAG
Molecule: messenger RNA, 651 nt
Organism: Microsporum canis CBS 113480
Lineage: Eukaryota; Fungi; Ascomycota; Eurotiomycetes; Onygenales; Arthrodermataceae
Exons: 4
Coding region: 1-651 (216 amino acids)
Source: RefSeq, a predicted model, not a curated record